AUUGUAUAAGAUGAUAUAGAUUAGUUAGUUCUGACAAAUGCCAGUAAUCGUUGCUACGCAUGCGUUAAGUUUACUGUUUCAACAUGGUUGGCAAGUUGACCCUAACAAAGUAAAAACAAACAACAAAAUUUGGUUUUCAAAAUGGAAGAUCAUGAUGUGGUGUGCCACAAGUGUGGGAUACGGAUACAUCCACCGGCACUUAUUAUAACUUAUUCUUAUUCUUCAAGUGAGAAAAUCAGACGAAGAACUAUGCCUCUGCGCUUUUUCAAUGCUAAUUCCAAAAUAGAGACCAUCUCCGAAGAACUAUUGAACAACCCACGCCAUCAAAAGUUUGUCAAGAAACUUCCCCGCACACAGCUUGAAAACUUACUCAACAUGCUAAAAGAAUGCUUGAACGGUUCCACAAUCAAAGAGUGUCUUCAAAGAAAGCAAUUGGAAAAGAGUUUAUUAAUUAAUCCCAACGAAGACUUAAACAAGCUUGGGGAUGAAGAGCUGAAUGCAAGGAAAGCCAUCAUGAACAAACUGUUUGAGAAGAACGCAACGAAGCCAACCGACGAAGAUUUCAUUUACGAUAUUCAGAUCGAAUAUAGCAACUCAGAUGCCGAGCCUUGUAGCUGGGACUGUAUAUAUGAUGCCGAUGCUGUAUCUGUUAUUGUAGGAACUAAUAAAGAUAUUGGAAGUGAUGAUGAAUUUGGUGGUAGUGGGGGGAGUGAUGGUGACAUUAAAAGGCAUGACAGUGAUGAUGUUGUCAACUAUGACACUGGUGAUGAUGAUUAUGAUCUCGACGAUGAAGAUGAUAUCGAUGAUAAGGAUGAGGAUUCUGCUGCCAAUGCUGAUGAUGAAACUUAAGCUGUAUGUUAUUGCAAGCAAGUCAAUAGAUUCUUCAGUUUUGGGGUGAACCACACUAUUAGCAUCUCUCCCCCUCAAAGAACAAUGGGAUGUAGAAGAGGCCUUCACGAUGAAGAAAAGUCUGUAAUCAUCAAGGAAAGUGCUGAAGGUGCUUCUCAUCAUGAAAGGUGAAAGGUUGAUGAUGUAUUUGCCAGCAUCCAUGGAUCUCAACCCUAUCGAAAAUCUUUGGUCCAUCAUUAAACAAGAUGUUUAUACUGAUGGAUGCCAAUUUACAUAGAAAGAUGUCUUAUGGGCGACCAUGGAAGCUGCAGCAGAGGCAGUCCAACCUGCUACUAUUAAGAAAUUGACAGAUUCUAUGACUAAAGGGAUUUUGAAGUUAUCUGUUGAAAUGGCACGCAUGUGGCCAAAUAAUUCAUUAUGUCAAUAAAUGUUAUAAUAUUA
Molecule: messenger RNA, 1290 nt
Organism: Octopus bimaculoides (California two-spot octopus)
Lineage: Eukaryota; Metazoa; Mollusca; Cephalopoda; Octopoda; Octopodidae
Product: centrosomal protein of 19 kDa
Biological process (GO): microtubule anchoring at centrosome; trans-Golgi to periciliary membrane compartment transport
Cellular component (GO): centriole; spindle pole; centrosome
Source: RefSeq, a predicted model, not a curated record